Paramecium tetraurelia is the source of this 261-nucleotide messenger RNA. RefSeq lists its product as uncharacterized. NCBI's taxonomy places the organism in Eukaryota, Ciliophora, Oligohymenophorea, Peniculida, Parameciidae. The transcript has 2 exons. The record is from RefSeq and is a predicted model, not a curated record.
AUGUACCUAAAAAGUAUAACUUGUUAAGAAAUGCUAUCUAAAAUUGAUGCACUGAAGUGCCAACUGGAAUCUGAGAAGAAGAAUCAUGAGAUGGAGUUCAAAUAGAUUAAAUUGGAUGGACAAAAAGAAAUUGCAGUAUUGUAGGAUGAAUUCAAAAAAUUGCAAGAAAUGGUUGCAAAUGUUUAAUUCUAAUAGUGUUUUAAGAUGAAGAGUGAGAAUAAGAAACUAAACAGGAAAAUACUAUUUUUCAUGAUAUGUUGA